Messenger RNA from Chiloscyllium plagiosum (whitespotted bambooshark), 9404 nucleotides. RefSeq names its product collagen alpha-6(VI) chain. NCBI's taxonomy places the organism in Eukaryota, Metazoa, Chordata, Chondrichthyes, Orectolobiformes, Hemiscylliidae. Gene Ontology annotation, molecular function: serine-type endopeptidase inhibitor activity. The record is from RefSeq and is a predicted model, not a curated record.
CUGAAAGGAAAUUGCCUUUUAUUUCUGUGAGUGCACUGUAGCAUUGGUCAAGAUCUGUCCCGAGGUGGUCGACUCCUUUCAAAGAGGCGAAAACCGAGCUGCCUUCCGGGGUGAGAAGGUGGAUGAGUGGAAAGGAAAGUAUCUUGGAGCUUUCUCAAUAUGGGGUGGUUGGAAGUAACUGCCAUAUUAUUUCUUCUAACUGCAAAUAUAUGUGUUAUCAAGUCUCAACCAAGUGCUUCUGAAUCUUAUUCAGAUGUGGUAUUUCUGGUUGAUGGAUCUCGACAUGUGGGACGAGGAAGAUUCCAUUACAUACGGAACUUUAUCACAAAGGUUGUUCAACAAUUAAAUGUUGCGGGAAAUAAAUACAGGAUUGGACUCGCUCAGUUCAGUGGUGAUGCACGAACAGAAUUCUUACUGAAGAGAUAUCAGACAAAACAGGAGGUGUUGGAUCACUUACGAACGACUUAUAAAUUCAAGGGUGGAUCAGUAUUGAAAACAGGACGUGCCAUUCAACACAUAGACAGAGUGUUCUUCACAGAAUCUGCUGGAAGCCGAAAGAAUGCAGGAAUUCCUCAGUUUGCGAUAAUAAUUACUGCUGCGUCUUCCGACGAUGAUGUUGAAGCAGCUGCCAAAGCUUUGAAAAAGACUGGUGUGAAAGUUAUUUCCAUUGGUAUAGGGACAGAAGAGCGAGAGGAUCUAGGAGAAAUGGCCUAUAUAAAAAACAACGUAUUUAUGAUGCAAGUUAACAACUUUAAUGAACUCGUGCAGUCUGCCACUGGACUGUCCACUACCAUCAAAACAAUGACACAGAAAGCAUUUGUACAUGAAGAACUCAAAGCCCCGGCAGUGUGCCAAACUGCUUCAGUUGCUGAUGUUGCUUUUCUGGUGGAUGAAUCAAGCAGUGUUGGGGAAGCAAACUUUGAAUUGAUCCGCAAUUUUCUCCAUAAUUUUAUCAAGGUACUUGAUAUUGGUUCAGAAAAGGUGCGAGUUGGUUUGGUUCAGUACAGCAAUACCCCAACAGCAUACGUUCACUUCAAGACACAUCAAGACAAGGAAGAAAUUCUCAAGCACAUUGCAAAUACGCCUUACAGGGGUGGAUCUGCAAACAUGGGAGCUGCUGUUAGCUUCCUCAAAGACAAUUACUUUCAGCCACGUGCUAGCGGCAGAAAAACACCAGGGAUUCCUCAAAUUGUGAUUGUGAUUACCAAUGGAAACUCCAAUGAUGAUGUCAAGAGUUCAGCUGCUGCCCUGCGACGUCUUGGUGUUACUGUAUAUGCUUUGGGAACUAAAAGUACUAGUUUCAAUCAGCUGGCAGAAAUUGCCUCAUAUCCUCCAGAAAGUUUUGUCUCUCACCUAGAAAAUUUUGAAAAUUUGACAUUGAUUCAAAAAAUUCUCCAGAAGAAAAUUUGUGUUGAGAUUGUCAAAACUACUGAAGUAGCGCCUGAAAAACUAUUUCAACUUUACCAAGGUUGCAAGGAUACUGAAGAAGCUGACAUCUAUUUCCUGAUUGAUGGAUCAGGUAAUCUAAAUUCUGAUGAUUUCAAAGACAUAAAAGAUUUCAUGCUUGAUAUAGUCCGCAUGUUCCGUAUUGGCAAGGACAAAGUACGGGUUGGCGUUGUCCAAUAUGGAUCUACCACACAGACAGAAUUUGAGCUUGCCACAUAUAUAAGGAAAGAACAGGUUGAAGAAGCAAUUGGAAAAAUCAGAUUGAUCGGAGGAAGUGUCUCCAAGUCAGGUCAAGCAUUGGCACGUAUGAAGGACCUCUUCAAUGAAGCAGAUAAAACUCGUAAAAAUCGAGUACGCCGCUUCCUGAUUGUUGUUACAGAUGGAAAGUCACAAGAUGAUGUCUUAAUGCCAGCUUCAGAACUAAGGCAAAGGGGAGUCGAUGUUUAUGCUGUUGGUGUGGCUAAAGCUGAACGUAAUGAACUUCAACAGAUUGGAGGUGCCCUGGAAAGAGUCUUUCACUCGGCAAACUAUGAUGCUUUGAAAGAUAUAAAACAUCAUGUUAUACGGGAUAUGUGUGCAAAAGAAGCCUGCAGUAAAUUGGAAGUGGCGGACAUCAUUUUUCUGAUCGAUGGUUCAAGAAGUAUAUGGAUUGUAGACUUUAACAAAAUGAAAAAGUUUAUAGAAACCUUAAUCAACUCAACUGAAGUUGGAGAGACCAGAGUCCAAGUUGGUUUGAUACAGUUCAGCUCACAGACAAGGUUGGAAUUCCAACUCGAUCAAUAUCAUGACAAAGCAGAGCUUCUGAAAGCUCUUCGCAACAUUCAGCAGCUGGAUGAACAGACACGUACAGGCCAUGCAUUGACCUAUACAGCUGAAUACUUUGAUAGCUCAAAAGGGGGUCGCCCAAAUGAGCGACAGUACCUUAUUGUGAUUACAGAUGGAGAGGCGGAGGAUCAGGUGUAUGCACCUGCCAAAGCCAUCAGGGACAAAGGGGUUACAAUUUUUGCUAUCGGAAUCAUCAACGCUAAUAACACUCAGCUUGUGGAGAUUGCAGGAUCCCAAGAUAAAGUUUAUCAUGUGGAAAACUUUGAUGCCCUGAAAGACCUGGAUAAAUUGAUAUCAUUCGAAGUGUGCAGUCCAUUUGAAGAGUGCAAGAGGAUAGAAGUUGCAGACAUUGUCUUUGUUCUGGAUGGGUCAGACAGCAUAAAUACAGUUCAGUUUGACAGCAUGAAGAACUUCCUAAUGGCAGUAGUGAACCGUUCUGAAGUUGACAAUAAUAAUGUUCGCUUUGGUGCCAUUGUGUAUGGAAACAACCCACAGACCGUAUUCAAGCUUGAUGACUUCACGAGCAAGGCUGAAAUCAGAAAUGCAGUUCGAGAAUUGCAGAAGGAGACACGAGGAUCUAGGUACACAGUGAAGGCUCUGAAACAAGCAAAGGAACUUCUGACUAAAGAGAAAGGUGGUCGAGGAGAAAGCACAUCCAAAGUGCCACAGUUCAUUAUCCUCAUUACUGAUGGAAUAGUCACAGAUUCAGAAGACAUACAGUCAAUAGCCAACAAGCUCAAGCGGGACCAUGUUAUAGUCUAUGCCAUUGGUAUAGCUGGUGCUGACAAAGAAGAACUUAUUUCAAUCACACAGUUAGCAGACAAUUACUAUAGUGCUCCAGAUUUUGGUUAUUUACCUCAGUUAUCCCCGAUAAUUUCUCAGCUGCUGUGUAAUGAGACGAAACCAGAGUGUGGACUUGAGAAAGCAGACGUUAUUUUCCUUCUGGACGGCUCGGACGCAGUAACAAGCAGUGACUUCCAGUCGAUAAAGACUGACUUGAAAGGCUUUGUGAAGUUGUUUAACGUUGGCAAAGAUCAUUUCCAGUUUGCCUUGAUCCAGUAUGGUGAAACACAGAAAUUUGAAUUCAAAUUGAUUGAGUCUGAUUCACAUGAUACAUUAAGGAGCAAAAUUGAUCAGAUCACCCAGAUAGGUGGAGAAACAAAAACUGGAGCUGCGCUAACAUUUGUGAAUGACCAUCUUCCAAACCUGGAGAGAAAUCAAAGCAAUGAAAAAGUGCCCCUGUAUCUUUUAGUGAUUGCAUCUGGGACAUCUUCUGACCGUGUAGUUACAGCAGCUGCUGAGCUGCACAAGCAGAAUAUUCUAGUAUUUGCACUAGGUAUUAAAAAUGCAAAGGGCCCUGAGCUUCUGAAAAUCACUGGAUCACAAGAGAGAAAAAUAUUUAUUAAAGACAUUAGUGACUUAAGUAAAGUUAAAAGGAGAAUUGUUCAUACCAUCUGUACUCCUCCUCCUCCGCCAAAAGAGGAUCCAGCAUGUACGAUAGACAUUGCUGUGGGCUUUGAUUUCUCAAGAAGGAUUGGUUCCAGGAACAUAUUUGAUAGCCAGCAAAAGCUAAAGGCAAAGCUUGGUCCAAUAUUACAGGAAAUUGCAUCCAUGCAAUCGAUCAGCUGUGCAUCGGCUUCCAAGCUAAACAUCAGAAUGGGUUUUCACUUAAUAAACAACAGGGGCGAAUCUGUCUUUGAUACCAGUUUUGAAGAGUAUGACCCAGCCGUUUUGGAUAAGCUGCUCAGAGUUCAAACAGAUGACGACAUUGAUCUGAAUGCAAAAAAUAUAAAAUCAUUUAUUGAUGCAUUCAGUACAUCGACUUCAACAACAAAGGCACUAGUAUUAUUCACAGAUGGCUUCGAUGACAGAGAAAUGGUUCUUAAACAAAGCUCAAAAGAAAUCAACAAUAGAGGAAUCCACACACUCAUCACAGUGGCUCUGGAAGGUGCUGUGAAUGUGGAUGAGAUGCAUUAUGUUGAAUUUGGAACUGGAUAUGGAUACAAACAACAGCUAUCAAUUGAAAUGAACGAUAUUGGAAAUGCCUUGAUGAAACAAAUCAGUUCAGCCAUGGAAACAAAGUGUUGUAAUGUUGCAUGCACCUGCUUGGGAGAACCAGGUCUGAUUGGCAUGCAAGGGAUCAAAGGGCUGAAAGGACAAAGAGGAGCAAAGGGACUUCAAGGUUAUCCAGGAGAAGAGGGAGGACAAGGUGAGAGAGGUCUACCUGGAUAUAAUGGUACAAUUGGAGAUGAUGGAUGUCCAGGUGCUAAGGGCUUCACAGGAAGAAGAGGUUAUCGAGGACAAAAGGGUAGUGAUGGAGACCAUGGUAUCGAUGGAGUAAUUGGAGAGCAGGGAAUUUAUGGAAUUGUUGGACCUUCUGGUGAAAAAGGCAUUCGUGGAAAAACGGGUAGAAAAGGCCAGAAAGGUAUAUCGGGUGAGCGUGGAGAGAGCAGUUCGCGUGGAGACCCUGGCGAACCUGGAACAAGCAAUAACGUUAAAGGUCAAAAGGGUGAAAGAGGAAACCCUGGCCAAGUGGGUGAUCCAGGCAGAGGUGGUAAUCCAGGUAAACGUGGUGAUGUCGGAAAUCAUGGUCCUGUUGGUGCCAGGGGACAGAUUGGUACACAGGGAACUAAAGGAAGAGAUGGUGUACCAGGUCUUCAAGGAGAUCCAGGAUUCCGAGGCAUACAGGGGACACCAGGAACCUCUGGUACUCCAGGUCGAAAAGGAGAAAUGGGAGCCCGAGGUCGGCAGGGUCCAACUGGCAAGCCAGGCCGUGUGGGAAUGGACGGUGACAUUGGUCAUAAAGGAAAACAUGGUCAACCUGGAAAUCCUGGGGAGAAAGGCGUAAGAGGAGUAGAGGGACCUCGUGGGAUCACGGGAGCAGAUGGCAAGAAUGUAUUUGGACCUAACGGAGUAAAAGGCAGAAAGGGACCACGUGGAAAUCCUGGCAAUGCUGGUCCACAGGGAGAAGAUGGAGAACCUGGAGUCGCUGGUAAUGAAGGACCAAAAGGAGUAAGAGGUCGCAGGGGUAACGCUGGCCCUCUUGGUGAUCCUGGUGAGCCAGGCUCAGUUGGACAUCCUGGAGAAAUGGGCCAGCAAGGACCACAAGGUCGUGCACUGGAAACGUCUUGUGGCCUUAUUGCGUAUAUACGAGAGAGCUGUCCUUGUUGUUCACAAAGAAGAGGAGAAUGCCCGGCAUACCCCACAGAGUUGGCAUUUGCUCUGGACAUGUCCGCAGAUGUUACACCAGCAAUAUUUAAACGGAUGAAGACCAUUGUAAAUAAUUUUGUCGAGGAUAUUAACAUCGCUGAAAGCAACUGUCCCACUGGGGCUCGUGUCGCAGUGCUGACUUACAGUAAUGUAGCAAAGCCUUUCAUUCGAUUUUCUGCCUUUAAGAAGAAACAGUUACUGCUGAAAGAAUUAGAUGCACUGGCACACGAAAGAUCAAAUGACAGACGGAAUAUUGGCAAUGCCAUGGAAUUUGUUGCAAGCAAUACAUUUAAACGAGUACGAAACGGCGUCCUUGUGAAGAAAAUAGCUGUCUUUAUCACGAACGGAGGAUCACAAGACACUGAGGUCUUACCUGCAGCUGCCUCUCAGCUCAGUGCUUUCGGCAUCACUCCAGUUAUCAUUUCGUUUAAGAACAUCCCAGAGGUAGAACAAGCUUUUCCGGAUGCGGUGGUUGUAUUACCAAGACAGCAACAACAAUCCCAAGAACUGUUAAAGCAAAUCUUUUUAUGUACACUUUGCUAUGAUGAAUGUAGUCCUGCUGACCAGUGUCCAAGGAGACUGACCCCAGUUCCUAUUCCAGUAAGCCUGGACAUAGCCUUUGUUCAUGAUAACUUACAGCAGAUGGAACCUACACAAUCUGAAACAGUGCAGCAUUUUCUGAACUCAAUGCUUAAUCAGUUUGUCAGCUCUACAGAAACUGCAGCCCCCGAUCUUCAUCCCCGGGUGGCUCUGGUACAGCACACACCAAACUACACACCAAGAUAUGGGAAAGAUGCAUUUAACCUAGAGUUUGGUGUUUUGGAUUACACUGUGAAAACACUAAAGAAGAGACACAUCCAUGAUUCAUUUAAUCAGCUGGAGGGCGCCACUGGCAUUGACAGUACCAUUGAAUGGACCUUGAAAAAUUUCUUCUCAAAUUUCACAAAUCAGAGAACUUACAAAGUUAUCUUUACAAUAUUUUCUGGGGAAACAAGCAUUGAUGAGAAGAAAUUAUUGGAAAUAUCCCAAGAAGCAAAAUGUAAAGGUUUCACGAUAUUUGCACUGGCCCUUGGGAAAGUAUCUAAUACCACAUUCCUGAAGGAGUUUGUCAGUUUUCCUUUUAAUCAACAUUUACUUCAUUUGGAUAGAGCCCUGGAGGCUGAAAUUGAAUACGCACAAAGGUUUGCUGUGAGUUUUCUGAAAAAUCUGGCAACCGGAAUCAACAACUAUCCACCUCCAUCUCUCAAGAGGGAGUGCGAAGGAAUAUAUCCUCACAACACAAAAGAACCAGAAACAUUUCCUGAUCCGACAAUGAAACCUUUGAAAGAUUUUGAAGAACAGAAAGAUGAUAACAAUAUCUAUGAUCUGUGUAUGUUGAAUCUCGACGAAGGACAGUGCUACAACUAUAACCUAAAGUGGUACUUCGAUAAAACGUUACGAGCCUGCAAGAGGUUUUGGUAUGGCGGCUGUGGAGGAAACCAGAACAGAUUUGAUACCCGUGAGGAGUGCGAAGCCCUGUGUCUAAAAUCAGCCUUCUAAAUGCUGGUCAUUUCAGAUAUACAGACUUGACACAAACAUAACAUUUCAGUGUGCCAUACCACUUCCCAACUAUGUAUAGAAUACCUCAUUUACACUGAUACAUCAUAUUUAUACCUUUUAAACAUUCCUUUUUCUUAAUAAUUAAGAAUCUGAACUAUAAGUUUACACAGUCUCUCAAUGCUGGACAGCCCUGGCAAUAAAAUAGCCGCCAAUAGCUAGUAACUACCAACACCAAAAUCCUGAGGAAAAAAAAAUUAAAAUGUAUAUUUUCUUUCUGUGAAUGUUUUUUUACACAAACGAAAUAGAGAAGAAAGAUGGCAGCAGGGUCAUCCAGAAGUAAUGACAGAAUAUCAUAUGGAUUGCAAGGAUUUUUUUAAAAAAACAAUUAAAAUCAAAUUAAAGCAUGAGAGAAGUGAGAAGUCAAUGUCCUCAGUUAUUUCCCAUUCUCAGCUCUUCCUGUGGUCUGGAAGAAUUCUAGACUGUAAUUGCUGGAGGAACUGUGAGCACAGCAGAGGACUUCUGAGGGUAGUGUGUCUGGCUGCUGCUUGAGAUCAUCAGCCCAAGAUCCUAAAUGCUUUCCGUUUCCUAAGAAAGAGGAAAGAUGAUUCAAAAACAAAGCCUGUAUGUGCAUGAGAAUUUUUUUUUUCCCUGUCCUGAAAAAAUGUAUUAGUGCCUGCAUUUGGCAGGUGUCUACCUCUGGGUCACUGACCAAGCAAGUAUAACAUUGACACUAGGCAAAGUCCACUUUUACCCCAUUUAAAUAUUGAUGCUAAGCCUAAAGGUUUGGUAUACGCAGAUCCAAAUGGCACUGGGAAAUUGCAAGCAGUUCAGUUCAAGGAGAGACUUAAGUCUCUGUAGUGCUGAUCCCUUAUGAGAUGGAUAAAAGAUAAUUGGUCCUAUUUUCUAUUCAGCAGUAAUUUCUUUAAAUAGCAAAAAAAGUAUUGUAAUAAUGUGGCAAGUAGUUAGGCAGUUUUAUUUCCUGCUUUUAUCAAUUGAGUAAUAAAGAAUUGGUUUUUAUGCAGUUGGCUACUUUGUAUUAUAAAAGCUCCAAAGUGAUGUCUGAAUAUCUGCUGGUUACAAGCAAAGAGGUAGAAAUUAGAUAUUGGUUCAUAUUGAGCAAUUCAUUUUGGAAUCUAUUAUGUAUUGUAGUAUCAGUGGAAGUUGCAUGUAAAAUCCUUGUCAAAAUUAAAUGUCCCAUACGUCUUUUUGAUGAUAAUUGCCAUUCAUUGUCAUUUCAGCUUCCUGCCAUAAUUUAAGUUUGAGACCAGAAUCUUCCAGAAGUUUAAUUUCUUUUGUGUAAAUUUUGUUUCUGUUAAAUAUAUAUUGGUUUUCAUUUGCUGACAUGCUUAAUUUAAUAUUAAAGGAGUAGUGGUGCAAAUAUUUCAAAAGUGACUUUAUUUUAAGCUGUUUACAGAGAUUUUGUUCACAGCAUAGCCCUGCUUCAAGUACGAAAUAUACUGGAGGAUGAGUUACAUAUUUAGCAAAGUUCGACCCUAUACGAAUGUAAAAGAAAUGGCGUCCUUGUUCAAAAGUCACUGGAAGCUAACAUGCAGAUGCAGCAAGCAAUUCAGAAUGCAAAUGUCAAGUUAAUCUUUAUCACAAGUCGGUUUCAGUACUAAAGCAAAGAAAUCUCAACUCAGUUUGUAUAAAACAGUGGUGAGACCGUAUCUGGGGUCCCAUGUACGGUUCUGCUCCCCUUGCCUGAGAAGGAUAUGCUUGACAUAGAGGGACUACAGCAGAGAUCCAUUAGACUGAUUCCUGGUUUGGUGGGACUGUCCCAUGGGGAGAGCAUGAGGAAACUUAGCCUGUCUUCUCUCGAGUUUAGAAGAAUUAAAGGUGACCUCUUGGAGAUGUAUACAUUCUUUAAAGGGGUAAAUAGAGUUGAUGCAGAAAGGACAUGCCUCCCCCUCCCACCUUACCCUCAGCUCUGGGGGACAGUCUCAGAAAAAAAGACUAACCAUUUAGUUGAGGAGGAGCAUUUUUACUCAAACGAUGGUGAAUCUUUAGAAUUUUUUACAGCAGACAUCUAUGGGAACUCAUUCAUUAAGUUAGCUCGAGAGAGAUAAAUAGAUUUCUGGUUACUAAUUACAUAAGGGAUGUUAGGAUAGCUUGCGGAUGUGGCAUUGAGGUGGAUGUUUAGCCACAAUUUAAAAUGGCGGAGAAGACUAAAGUGACUUCAGGGACAGAGUUUUCCAUUUCUGGGGUCAUACCCAUAGAAUCGGCUGUGUCUAGGAUUCUGCAGGCUCCCAGUGUACAUCUCCAGUCUGCUCUGCUCCAACGAAUAUUUGGCUAUCGGAAUAUUAGAUUACUGAAUUAGAUUAGAUUAGAUUAUUUACAGUGUGGAAACAGGCCCUUCGGCCCAACAAGUCCACAUUAACCCUCCG